Bicyclus anynana (squinting bush brown) is the source of this 1496-nucleotide messenger RNA. It is a transcript of the gene Ost48, whose product is annotated as dolichyl-diphosphooligosaccharide--protein glycosyltransferase 48 kDa subunit. Bases 82 to 1389 code for a protein of 435 amino acids. Gene Ontology annotation, cellular component: endoplasmic reticulum membrane; oligosaccharyltransferase complex. Lineage: Eukaryota; Metazoa; Arthropoda; Insecta; Lepidoptera; Nymphalidae. The transcript has 7 exons. The record is from RefSeq and is a predicted model, not a curated record.
CACUCGUCAGACAUUAUUUGUGACGUGAAACGUCAAAAAAUUGGGUGAGAAAUUUUGUCGGCGUACGAUUUAGAAAAUAAAAUGAAGAUUCCAAUAAUUUUAGGCAUUUUAGUAUGCUUUUCAAUUGCACAUGCCGAAAAAGAAACGCUAGUGCUAGUUGAUAAUUUAAAUAUAAGGGAAACCCAUUCUCAAUUCUUCAAGUCUUUGCAAGAGCGUGGCUACAGUUUAACGUUUAAGUUAGCGGACGACGCUAAUCUGGUCUUGUCAAAGUAUGGAGAAUACUUGUUUAAAAAUUUGAUAGUCUUUUCGCCGUCCAUCGUCGAGUUCGGCGGACAGUUAGACACUGAAGCCAUUACCAAGUUCAUUGAUGAUGGAGGCAAUGUUUUAAUGGCUGGGAACUCGGCUGCUGGAGAUGUGUAUAGAGAGAUAGCUUCAGAAUGUGGCUUUGAGAUGGAUGAAGAGUCUGCGGCUGUGAUAGACCAUUUUAACUAUGAUUCACUAGAUGAUGGAGAUCACACAAGAAUUGUAGUGUCACCCAAGAACCUCAUCAAUGCUCCAACCAUUGUCGGAACACAAAACACGCAGCCAUUGCUAUUUGAAGGCACUGGACUCAUUCUUGACAAGGAUAACAGCUUGGUUCUGCCAAUAUUGACAGCUGAUAGCACUGCUUACAGCUAUAAUCCUAAGAGUCAGGUUAAGGAAUACCCCCAUGCUGUGGGUCGCAAAACUGUCUUGAUUGCUGCACUACAAGCUAGAAACAAUGCCCGCAUCAUCUUCAGUGGAUCUCUAUUCUUCUUCUCUGAUGAAGCUUUCAGUUCUCCUGUUGCUAAAGUCCAUGGUGACAAAGUGAAGGCGGCAGUGUCAGGUAACAAGGCCCUCGCAGUGGACCUCAGCGAGUGGGCGUUCGGCGAGCGCGGGCAGCUGCGCGUGCGCCACGUGUCGCACCACAGGGAGGGGGAUAAGCUCACCACCAACACUUACACCAUCACUGACUCAGUUGUUUACAGAAUUGAGAUUGAAGAAUUAAAGAAUGGCAAGUGGCAGCCAUUUGAAGCUAAUGAUGUGCAACUAGAGUUUGUGCGCAUAGAUCCAUUCAUCAGAACAACACUGAAGCGUAAACCCAACGGUGUGUACGAAGCAGUGUUCAAGGUGCCAGACGUAUGGGGAGUGUACCAGUUCAAGGUGGACUACGACAGGAUUGGAUACACAAGAUUGUAUCAUUCUACACAGGUGUCUGUGCGUCCUCUACAACACACACAGUAUGAGAGAUUCAUUCCAAGCGCCUACCCGUACUAUGUGAGCGCUUUCUCCAUGAUGAUUGGAGUGUUCCUUUUCUCUUUCGUCUUCUUAUACUACAAGGAGGAAACACCCAAAACCAAGAGUGAAUAGAUGAAGUGCAUUUGUUGUUUUUUGUAGUUUAAAAUUUGUAAUAUGUGAAUGAUUGUGAACAAUAUUAAAAUGUGUUUUAUGAUGAAUAAAUGUAAUAUAAUUUACUA